Messenger RNA from Fusarium poae, 210 nucleotides. RefSeq lists its product as uncharacterized. The record is from RefSeq and is a predicted model, not a curated record. Bases 1 to 210 code for a protein of 69 amino acids. The transcript is spliced from 3 exons. Lineage: Eukaryota; Fungi; Ascomycota; Sordariomycetes; Hypocreales; Nectriaceae.
AUGGAUUCCAUCAAGAACACCGUCAACCAGGCUACCGAGAAGGUCCAGGAGGGUCUCUCCGGCACCAGCAAGGAGGCCAACAAGGAGGUUGCCAAGGACUCCAACGCCGGUAUUGGCACUCGUGCCUCCGCUGCCAAGGACGCCGCUUCUGACAAGAUCGACGAGUCCACCCACUCCGCCAAGAGCGAGACCUACAAGCAGAACCCAUAA